Podarcis muralis (Common wall lizard) is the source of this 1192-nucleotide messenger RNA. RefSeq names its product YAE1 maturation factor of ABCE1 (gene YAE1). NCBI's taxonomy places the organism in Eukaryota, Metazoa, Chordata, Lepidosauria, Squamata, Lacertidae. The record is from RefSeq and is a predicted model, not a curated record.
CCCGCGCGCCAAGCCGCCUCCCCGCCUCAGGCGAAGGCUCCGCCCGCAGCCGCCGCUCGAGGAGGAGGAGGGGGACCGUCCGGGUUUUAAUGAAGGAGGCGUCGGGGUGGAGCGAGAGGAGGAGGAGGCGGCCUCGGCCUCGAAGCCCCGCAGCCCCCGCCCCCAGGACGAGGCCGGAGGAAAGACGGCUGCCUCGCUCGCUCUCUCCGACGCCGGCACCAGCAGCAGCACCCCCGGCUUCCCCAGGUUGAGCCAGUGACUGGAAAGGCAGGUUUCAGUCUGAUUGCUCAAGCUUACCACCCUGCUAGACUUCAGCUGCUUCUGCUCAUAGCCCUCCUCACGGUUAUUAGCACAGACAAGAUGUCCUGGGUGCAAGCUGCAGUCAGCCAGCACAGCGAAGAUGUGUUUGAUGAAGAUGCAAAUGAAAUGGACAUAGCUCAGAAAGAAUGGAAGAGCACCAUGGAGAAACGAGUCAAAGAAGGCUAUAGGGAGGGAGCAGAAGCUGGAAGACUGCUGACAGUUCAAGAGGGUUUUAAUCAGGGGUAUAAAGAAGCAGCAAGGAAGAUGAUCUCAUGUGGCCAACUCAAAGGAACCAUAAGUGCUCUUUCGUUCUGGUGUCAGCACAAUGGAUGCAGUUCUGGAGUGCAGAGCGAGGUAACUGACCUGCUGAACGAAUUGGGAAAAUAUGAAGAAUCUGUGUUUAGAAGUCUUAACUCUACCCAUCUGCAGCCCCAUGUUGAAGACUUGCUGGAUACUAUUGAGGACAUGGACCUUGGUCAUGCCCUCUUACCUGAGAAACAGCAUGAUGGAACUACAGGUGGAAGAAUCUCUGAAAACGGCAUUGAGUUUAGUGGACAGUGUUGCAGAAAUGAUAGCAGGACUGGAUCCUUCCAAGAAGAAUGUUGCAGAAGGAGAAAAGGUGGCACUGAUUCCCAAAAAGCCAGUGUUUAGUUGGCUAAAAGAAAAAACUAUCAAUUUAGUAGAUCAGCUAGGUUUGCCACCAGACACAAUUGAACACAUUCGACUAUUGCAAAGUUAAUUGUGUGGAAUUUUUAAAAGUUUUUUUUAAAGUAUCGUUUUCCCCCCAGAUAUGCAACUACCUCAAAACUGGCUGAAAUGCAGAGAUUUUGCUUUCAAAUAUUGCUUAAUGUGCCCUUUAUAUAGUAGAUAAAAUCCUGUGGUAUUACAUGGA